Molecule: messenger RNA, 1814 nt
Organism: Daucus carota subsp. sativus
Lineage: Eukaryota; Viridiplantae; Streptophyta; Magnoliopsida; Apiales; Apiaceae
Product: protein ALP1-like
Exons: 1
Coding region: 199-1653 (484 amino acids)
Source: RefSeq, a predicted model, not a curated record
ACCGAGUCCGACUACUAACGUUGAUUUCCUUGUGAAACUUCUCGUCUCCCUCUUCUCUCCGCGUUCACACGCUUCCUUUUCUUAACUUAAUAUGCAUAUCUAUAUAUACAUGGAUUUCUCAAUUUCAUCACUUCAAAUUCUACUUACAAAUAUUACUUACAAGCUUCGAUACAAAUCAUCGUCUACUUGUGCAAUCUUAUGGAAAUUGGUUCUCAUCCUUUUCUCAGCCAAGACGAGUUUUCUAAUUUAUUUGGCUUCUUCCAAGAGUUUGAGGGUUUUGAAAUGGACAGCUUCAACAGCAAGAAGAGGCAGAAGGGUGGGGAGUUUGAAGGUUUUGAGGGAUACCCAGGUCAGGGUUUCGUCGGGUCUUUGGAUUUUGGUGGUGAGCGAGCCGGGUCGGGUGGCGAGAUUUUCGGGGUCGGGUCGGGUCAGGAGCAGGUGUUGAAGAAAGUGGGAGAUUCGGUGACCCUUUUCGAUGAUCAGUACGGGGGUGUGAGUAGGACUGGGGAAUUAAGGGUGAAAAGGGCUCGUCAAGAAGGGGAUGGUGGUGUUGGUGGCAAUGGUGUUCAGGGGAGUGGUGGGCAGCAGCAGCAGAGGAGGUUGUGGGUGAAGGACAGGUCAAAAGCUUGGUGGGAUUUGUGUAGUAGUCCGGAGUUUCCGGAGGAGGAGUUUAAGAAAGCUUUUAGGAUGAGUAAAGCUACAUUUGAUAUGAUAUGUGAGGAGCUUGAUUCUGCAGUGACAAAGAAGGAUACAAUGUUGCGGUUAGCGAUUCCGGUUCGCCAAAGGGUUGCUGUUUGUAUUUGGAGGUUGGCUACUGGUGAGCCAUUGAGGCUUGUUUCAAAGAGAUUUGGAUUAGGGAUUUCGACUUGUCAUAAACUAGUGCUUGAAGUUUGUGCUGCAAUAAGGAAUGUUUUGAUGCCUAAGUAUCUGCAAUGGCCUAAUGAGAAUAAGAUGAGUGAGAUCAAGAAUGAGUUUAGAGGAAUUUCUGGGAUUCCUAAUGUGGGUGGAUCAAUGUACACUACUCAUAUUCCGAUCAUUGCGCCAAAAAAUAGUGUUGCAGCUUAUUUCAACAAGAGGCAUACGGAGAGGAAUCAGAAGACGUCUUACUCGAUUACAGUUCAAGGGGUUGUUGAUCCUAAAGGGGUUUUUAGUGAUGUUUGUAUUGGAUGGCCUGGUUCGAUGUCUGAUGAUCAAGUCUUGGAAAAAUCGGCACUUUUCCAAAGAGCCAAUAAAGGGCUUUUGAAGGAUGUUUGGGUUGUGGGGAAUGCUGGUUACCCUUUGAUGGAUUGGGUUUUGGUUCCUUAUAGUCAUCAGAACUUAACUUGGGCUCAACAUUCGUUCAACGAGAAGAUCGAAGAGAAUCAGAAGGUGGCGAAAGAUGCAUUUAUGAGGCUAAAAGCUAGGUGGACUUGUUUGCAAAAAAGAACAGAAGUGAAGCUUCAAGAUUUGCCGGUCUUGCUUGGAGCUGCUUGUGUUUUGCAUAAUAUCUGUGAGAUGAACAAUGAGACUUUGGAACCUGAGUUGGAAUUUGAUCUUUUUGAUGACGAAAUGGUGGUGGAGAAUAGCGUAAGAUCAGUGAGUUCAAUGCAAGCUAGAGAUCACAUUGCUCAUAAUCUUUUGCACCAUAAUAUUGGCGGCUCUACAUUUCUAUAGUUUGAAGGUUUUUCGAUUCUUUCGAUUAAAGUUGUAUACCUUAGAUGAUUCUUUUCUCCAUGGCUCUUUUUGCUAGCUAUGUGAAGUAUAAUGUUAUUCUUAUUGUUUAUAAAUUCAUAUACAUUUACAGAUACUAUAUAUAGAGUAAGUUUUAUCUUGCA